CGACUCAGCAUGCCUGAACCCGCCAAAUCCGCGCCGGCCCCGAAGAAGGGCUCCAAGAAGGCGGUGACCAAGGCGCAGAAGAAGGACGGCAAGAAGCGCAAGCGCAGCCGCAAGGAGAGCUACUCGGUGUACGUGUACAAGGUGCUGAAGCAGGUGCACCCCGACACCGGCAUCUCGUCCAAGGCCAUGGGUAUCAUGAACUCGUUCGUCAACGACAUCUUCGAGCGCAUCGCGGGCGAGGCGUCCCGCCUGGCGCACUACAACAAGCGCUCGACCAUCACGUCCAGGGAGAUCCAGACGGCCGUGCGCCUGCUGCUGCCCGGGGAGCUGGCCAAGCACGCCGUGUCCGAGGGCACCAAGGCCGUCACCAAGUACACCAGCUCCAAGUGAGCUUGACAAGCACCGUGACCUAGAGGCUUCCUUCUGGAAGUUAGGUGAGAAAGACUGGCUUGCCUGCACCACACCUGUAAGUGGAAAUCCCGAAUGCGUCCAAGAAGAGCCAACCGUCCUCCAGACACUCCCAGCCAGCCUUCCCAACCCCACUGUCCCAUCUCCCUCUGUUCUCUCAAGAAGAGCAAAAUGAGCACAAAGAAACAAUGAGAGUUUGUUUUCAGUUGCCAAAUUACAGCUGCCCCUCAACUUUUUCUGACCAUCUUGAUUUCAGUGUGAGAUGAUACUAAAAGUCCUCUGUCCCUGGAGAAUCAAUGUUUCAUUCCACAGGGAGAGUCGUGUAAGAAAGCAUACUGGAUCCUAUCUGAUUCCCUCUGCCUUUCAGGGAUCCCCCUACUGCAUGAAACCGGAAAUCCAGCUCUGUAGCCUACCCCUUACGGAAAACUCAAACCAAACCUCAGAGAAUUCUCUUCCUCCUAUUUCUCUGAUGUUUCAGGUUUGGGUUUUUGUUUUGAUUUCAUGUCAUUUAUGUUUUAUUUUCAUUUAUUGCUUUUCCCCAAGUUUUGGAAUUCCGAGCCCUCUCCAGCCUCCAGGCCUUUGCAAAUGUUCUCUUCCUGAAAUGCCCCCGAUUGCAACUUUGUCCCCAACACACAUACACACACACACACACACACUCACACCACAGUUAUUGUUGUUGUUCUUUAAUCAACUCACUUUUCAGUUCAAUCAAAAUGUUAUUGGGGAAGCUGAUCUGCACCAUUAAAAACUCUCACAGUCACAAAGAACUGGCCAUAUUCCCAGCCCCAAACCAGUCAUUACUAAGAGCCUGGGACUAUCAGGACUACUGUGGCUGAAUCAGGACCUGAUCCCUGAGAACAGGGAGAAACUCUGCCUUCCCUGGGGCACAAGGCAACGAAGGGGGAAGACCAGAACAAAACUGAGGCUGUGUCAGGGUGAAGGAGGGGAAAUGGCAAAGACUGGUACAAAGGCCUUCUAGGCAGAAAGAGCCUCCAUCUGGCUCAUUCAUACCCCAGGUCCAACAGGGAAUUAUGUCCUGAGUUUACAGAGCAGCACUUCUAACCUUAAGUGUGCAUCGAUAUCCCCUGGAGGCUUGUUAGAAGACAGCUUGCUAGCCCCACUCUCAGGGUUUUUGUUUCAUUAGCUCUGGGGCAUAUCUGGGCACUUGGCUUUUUUAUUUGUGUAUUUGUCAGAGACAGAGCACAAGCUGGGGGAGCAGCAGGCAGAGGGAGAAGCAGGCUCCCCACUGAGCAGGGAGCCUGAUGUGGGACUCUCUCCUAGGACCCUGGGACCCUGACCUGAGCUGAAGACAGACACUUUACAAACUGAGCCACCAAGUUCCCAAAGAUAUAAAUUCUGCUUCUAGCUGCUAUGCUUUGAGAACAUCUAAUACUUGUAUAACGAGCUAACCAAAGCCCCUUCCAGCGUGGAGGGUUCUGUUAUGGAAUAGGAGGAAAGAAAAAUCAGGUGCACCCCGAUGGCUCAAUUGGUUAAGCGCCUGCCUUAGUAUCGAGUCAGGACCAUGGCUUCCUGGGAUCAAGCCCCACCCCACCUCCCUGUCAGCCCAAUAAAGCCCCAGGGUAGGAAGGAGUGUGUGCUCAAGGAUGGAAGUGCUGUGAGCUGGGGGACUAGGAAGCAGAGACAAGGUGUAAGAGACAGGGCUGGGGGUUCAACAGAUGCUGAGCAUUUCCGACCUUGUGGGCCAGUGAGGGCAGCCAGUUGUAUUGUGCCCUGAGAAACUCUUAGAAUUUGAAAGCACCCAAGCUGCUGUGUGGAAAAUGGGAUUUAUGGGAUUAACGGUAAAAACAAGCAGAAGGAGGAGGGGAGAGGUUAUUGCAAUAACACUGGUGACAUUAUUACAGGUGUCAUGGGAGGAGAAAGUCUAAAGAAGGUACCGAUGAACAGGGUCUCGUGGGUGAAGAAACACGGAGCUGACAUUGACCCAGCACGUUCCGUGUGUUUAAGAGACUGUACCAACCUCUUUGCAAAGGGUAGCUCACUUCGUCCUCUCACCACCCACAGUAUCAAGACCCAACUAUUCUCUCCUAGUUGACUAGGGAUGAGCAAGGUGUGGGGCUGGGGUUAGAACCAGACUGCGUCUCCAGGCCGUGUGCUGCCCGGCACCUGACAGCGCUGCUGCACUUCCUCGGUGAAUGAUGCAGAGUUAGGGGACAGGAUGAGGUUUCAGAGACUGGGACAUGACAAUUUUUAAAAACCCUUAAGCGUUCCGCUGGAGGUCAAGUGCGUUGUUGUACGUGUGAGUCUGGAAAUCAGAACAACUUGGGGACUGAACAUGGAAUUUUUGGAGAGUUUGGAAAUAGAAACUUUACUGUUGUUGGCACACGCUGAAACUGCCUUUUACCUAUGGAGAAAGAAUAAAGAAGCACUCGAAACUUUAGAAAGAAGGCAGCCAAAGAUUCUAAUUGGUGAGGAAGAGAACUAAGAGGGUAGGGUCACAGAAGUCAAGAAAAUACUUUCAGGCAGGAGGUCAUGGACAAUCUGCUGUGACAUCACUGAAGUGAGAACACAUAGAACAGUUAGAUGCCGUAAAUGGAACUCACUGGAAACUCAGGGUACAGAUACUAAACGGCAACCCAGACAUAUGGGACACUUCAGAGCUCAGGAUUUUGCCUCUUCUCUGGGUCCCAAGAGUCCCCACAUUGUCACUUUUUCUGUUGGGCCAUCGCGUCUGAUUGAUGCCAGCACCCUUCCAGCUGAAUUUAGUGGAUCUACUAUCCAAGAAACCAGGGAAAGGGAUAGAAGAGAAAGGCCUGAGGACCCAGGGAUUUCUUCAGAGUGGUCAGAGAACAUCUCUUUCAAGAGACUUUUUUCUUCCUUAAAUUACCUGCAAUUUUUUAUGAUUGCAUCCACAGAACUUGCAUUCAUAUACUGACAAUUUCAUAUGAAUAUAUGUAAUGCAUAUCUGUUGAACACAUACUAUAAUCAUAUUAUUUACCCUGAGUUGUCUCACUCAAUCCUCACAAAAAUAUGAAGCUGCUUCUGCAUUACAGAUGGAAGCACUUAGUGAUUUGCCAAAGACCACAAAGAUAGAAAAUGCCAGUUGGGGACUUCAAGAUUAUGCCUUCAUGGUUUAAAAGUCCUCAUCUUUUUAACUGGGUCUCUAAUUCAUGAGGAAUAAUGAUAAAAGUGAGAGCAAUAAUAAUGAAAGAGAAAACAUAAAGGCUUUAUUUACCAUGUGCCAUGUACUAGGCAAAAAGCUUAGUACCAAAUAUUUGAUUUUAUUCACCCCAAACCCAUAAGGUAGAUAUUACUGUUAUCCUCAUUUUACAAAUGGGGAAACAGAAACACAGAGAGGUUAAGUGACAUGACUAAAGACGACACAAACCCAAAGACUAAGCAUCGUUCUGUAUAAUGUUUCCAGUUUGUUUUUUGUUUUGUUUUGUUUUGUUUUAUCUCUGAGGGGAUAUUGGGAACUUGUAAACUUAAUCUAUGAUUUGCUCAAUGACAUAGACUACUACAUACCUAGAAGUUGUCAGUGUAUUUACCGAGACUGAUGAUGAGAUACAGGGUCGAUAGGCCUUAAGAAAAAUUCAUGGACUACUCUCUGAAUUGGGCUGAAAAUAAACUCCUUAUUGUUUUUAUUCACUCCCAAAUCAUCUGAGAUUGAGUCCGUUUGGUCAUUCAGGCCUCUGAGAAUCGGAAGUUUUCAAAUUGGGCUAUUUAUCUUGCAUUCUUACUCACAAACUGUUAAGACCUCAUCUAACUUCUCAAGAAUAUAUAGGUCUACUGCCCACAGUGAAUAAAGAGUGACAAAUUA
Messenger RNA from Mustela lutreola (European mink), 4186 nucleotides. RefSeq names its product histone H2B type 1-C/E/F/G/I. The transcript has 2 exons. The record is from RefSeq and is a predicted model, not a curated record. Lineage: Eukaryota; Metazoa; Chordata; Mammalia; Carnivora; Mustelidae. The coding region runs from base 10 to 390 and encodes 126 amino acids. Gene Ontology annotation, cellular component: nucleosome. Gene Ontology annotation, molecular function: protein heterodimerization activity; structural constituent of chromatin; DNA binding.